Penicillium olsonii is the source of this 711-nucleotide messenger RNA. The record is from the annotation of a GenBank genome assembly. NCBI's taxonomy places the organism in Eukaryota, Fungi, Ascomycota, Eurotiomycetes, Eurotiales, Aspergillaceae.
AUGCAUCUCAUUGCCGCAACACUCCUCUCUCUGGGCCUUGCCUCAGCCUACGACCUCCCAGACAACCUCAAGCAAAUCUACGAUAACCACAAGUCUGGAAAAUGCAACAACAAGCUUGCGGGUGGCUUUAGUGACGGGAUCAACGGUGCCCACACUUUUGCCUAUUGUGGGGACAUCGACAACGCCAUCUACCUGCACAGCUCUGCCAAUGGCGGCCAGUACGACAACAUGGACAUCGAUUGCGACGGAUUGAACGAUAAAGGCGGUGAUUGCGGUGCCGACGAGACUGGCCAGGGUCAGACUGCAUUCAAGGACCAACUCAGCCAGUAUGGCAUCGAGGAUCUGGAUGCCAAUCUGCACCCCUAUGUCGUAUUCGGUAAUACGGACUUCGACCCACAGAAGUAUGGCAUGGAGCCGCUCAGCGUCAUGGCUGUGGUUUGCAACAACCAGGUGUUGUACGGAAUCUGGGGUGACACUAACGGCGAGGACUCGACUGGUGAGGCUUCAAUCUCGUUGGCUCAGAUGUGUUUCCCCGACGAUGGAAUCAAUGGCAACAAUGGCCAUGGCGAGGAGGAUGUCCUAUAUAUUGGAUUCAUCGGCAAGAAUACUACCCCUGGCAGUGACGCGGACUGGACGGCUGGAGAUCGCAACGCGUUCGAGGAGAGUAUCAAGGAGUUGGGUGACAAACUUGUUGCUGGUCUUAAGAGCUAA